Messenger RNA from Drosophila rhopaloa, 990 nucleotides. RefSeq lists its product as uncharacterized. The transcript is spliced from 4 exons. The record is from RefSeq and is a predicted model, not a curated record. Lineage: Eukaryota; Metazoa; Arthropoda; Insecta; Diptera; Drosophilidae. The coding region runs from base 96 to 851 and encodes 251 amino acids.
GCUUAGUUGUUGUUUAACGUUCUAGCAGCAGGUUGAAAGCGGUCGGAGCCCAUCCAAAAAAGGAUAUAGUUUGGUAGUAUAGUAUAGCCCACGGAAUGCAUUACAUAGUUGGAUUUUGCCUGUGCCUUUUGGCCUUGGGAGUCAAUUCAGCCCCUGUUGACUCCAAAUUCUUUGCUGACUUGCCGAAGUGCUCGACGGAUGAGGAUCAGCUGGGGGAGUGCGUCAAGGAGAUAUUCAAUACGCUGACGCCCCGUCUCAAGAAUGGCAAUCCCGAGCUGAAGAUCGAGCCCUACGAACCUUUGAUCCUCAACCGCACUAGUUUCCAGUACUCCAGUGGCACUGUAAAUGGCCGGAUCACAAUGCGGAAUGCCAGGAUCCAUGGAUUCUCAUCCAAUCGUGCGAAAGAAGUGUCCGUCAAAGUAAACGGCGAUAAGGUCAAACUGCGUUUCGUCACCCAAAUGCCCAUGUUGAACAUUGUUGGCAGCUACAAGGCCGAUUUGGUAGUAAAUCAGCUGCAACUAAAACCCAAAGGAGAUUUCAACGUAACGCUAUUCGACGUGGAGGCAACUACGCUCACUGAUGGCGAAAUCUACGAAAAGGAUGGCCAUCGUUAUUUCCGCCUCAAGAAUAUCGAUUCAAAGCCAAAGAUUAGAGAUUUGAAAAUCAAGGCCAAUGGAAUAUUUGCAGAUCCAGAACUGGAUAAAAUUGCUUUGGAUGUGGCAAAUCAGUAUUGGCGCGAUAUCUACGGCAUCAUGUUGCCCGAGACCCGACAGUAUUGGCAACCCCUUAUGUUACGAAUGUUCAACGAAGCUUUUGAACUGGUUCCCAUCGACCAGUUUAUCAAGGAGUAGAUAAAUAAACGUGUGAUGAUUGGUUAAUGGAACAUAGAUUGUUGCAUUUCUUGCUAUUAAAUGAUAAUAUUUGUUUAUAUUAAUAAACAUUUAUUCUAGGCGCCAUUUGACUGGCCCUCUUAAUGGGAUUAAUUGGAAA